Molecule: messenger RNA, 909 nt
Organism: Aspergillus glaucus CBS 516.65
Lineage: Eukaryota; Fungi; Ascomycota; Eurotiomycetes; Eurotiales; Aspergillaceae
Product: oxidase ustYa family protein
Exons: 4
Coding region: 1-909 (302 amino acids)
Biological process (GO): mycotoxin biosynthetic process
Source: RefSeq, a predicted model, not a curated record
AUGGGCACACCAGAGAAAACCACUUUCCAAAGAGUGUCGCAAAACUCGUCGAUGGAAGAACAAAAUGCUCCGUUUCUGGACAACGUUUCAGAUGAGGAGGUAUCGCCGCCUGUGUAUAGCAAGGAAUCUGCUCCAGCACAAAGAUGGCCCUUGUACUUCAAUAUCGGCCUAUUUUUGAGCUCGAUUGUCUUUUUCGCUACUUCUAUUGCCGUCAGGUCUACCGGACCGACUGAUAUUGAAUGUGCGACCAAAAUGAAUGCAUACUCACCGGUGAUGGAAGCGGUCGAGUAUGAAUGGGUUACCUUUGAGAACGACUUCUCAACUGCACCUACCAAAUACAGAGGCAAACCAACUGCUGAGCUGGAGCAGGCAUGGACGGAUCUGUGGAAGUAUGGCGCAUUCCCUGUUCCAAUUGAGAAACUCGGUGCCUUAAACGAAUCGGACGAUGUUGACUGGCGUCGCGUUACGCCUCGAGAGCCCCAUAGCCCGACGGUUGGAUUGCUGGAAGGAUUCCACCAGAUUCAUUGCCUGAACCUAAUCCGACAAUACACCUACAAAGAUGAAUGGGACUACACCAACGCUUCAUCCUGGGGUGGCGGAGCAGAGAUGGUGCGAUGGCACGUUGAUCACUGCAUUGAGACUCUCCGGAUGAACCUCAUGUGCACGGCAGACGUGACGCCGUAUCUGAUCUGGAACGAUCCUGAUGGAUUCAAUGGCGAGAGUCCCAGUUUCAACACACUGCACAAGUGUCGCAAGUGGGAGCCGAUUGUAGACUGGGUGAAGGAUCAUGUUGUUUUCAAUGGAACGGCAAAGGAGAUGGCAGAGGAAGAAGCCAAAAAGGGAAUAGCUGACCAUGAUCAUACUGAAGAUCAUGCUUCUGAACAUGAACAUGGGCAUAAUCCUUUUUAG